UCUUUCGCAGUGGUCCGUUUUAAGGACAAAAGAAAAAAGUUCCUUGUUAUGUCUGUAAAGGGUUUCCUCCCAAAAACAAUGCUAGACUGGCUAUUGGGCAAUUUCCCAUACACAAGAGAGAUUGCUCAACUAUAUUUUUGUCUAGAAUCCCAAGUGAUUGUAAUUCUUGGUUCUGACUGGUUUGAGAUUCAUGAUCCUAUGGGCUUCUUUGCGCAAUGAAAAGAGAUAACAGGAUUAUUUUGGCAUGAAUCUCAAAUCUCUAAGGCAGGAUAUAAUGAAGAGCAGCAAGCACGUGCCGAGUUUCGUGGAUCCCUCAGCUCAAGGCAAUAUGGCAAGACUAGAGGAUCCUGUGGGGAAUAUGGGUCCACCAGGGCUUCCCAAAGCAGACAACCCACCCCAGUACUCCCAAGACAAGGCCCUUCCCUUCAGGCAGACCUUCAUGCCUUGCUCCCUCAGUGGAAAAGAGGCUGUGGAUCUUCACUCGCCGUGGAGCACAUCUAGGACCUGUGUAAGAAACGGGGGUAGCCAAGUGGUACAUCAAUCGACCGCAGAGGGGUCUGUAACGAGUCAGAUGAAUUACAGGCCUGAAGAUGUGGCCUUCCCCAUGGACACUGGCUCUCCUGCCGCAAUGGAGGAGCUGGCAGCCAAGCACAAGUUUGCCUACUACAGCAGAAGUCCGAUUGAGCACAGUCCCAGCGCUGCCGGGGUAGUGUCUCCUGUUGCGUUCAGGAAACCUCCAGCGGAGUGCAUGGGUUUGUCCCCCCCAUCAGCAGAAACCUCUGUUGGACUUGCUGUUCCAAAGCCAGUGUACAGACACAGGCCAUGCUGUACCGAUCCAAAGUGCACGGUGGGGCAGAACUAUGCAGUGGAUCAAGGGCUGCACAGGGUUCCCCCUCCAAUGUUCGAGGAAGACUGGGCUGCGCAUUACAGUCACUGGGCAUACCUGCACAAAAAGGAGCAGGAAGCGCUGAUGCAGCAGAGAAUACUGCCAUUUGAGCCUUGCAGAGAGAGGGUACCGCUUAAGGAUGUACCUUCAGAGAGCUACCACGGUCUCAGCCCAGGCAGACUUAGGAGGGCAUCUGCUUUUACUGAGCCAGGCCAUGGCAGCUACCUCUCUAGCCCAGCUCACCCUUUUCUCUCCUCUCCACAAGAGCACUGCCAGCGAUUCCAGAUGCCCCCACAAACGCACAGUGACCUACGCCCUGUGUACGAGCCACUGACCCAAAUGCACUGUGGAAUGCCGACGCGGGUUUACCAGGACCAUCCUCACACUUCUAAGUAUGUGGACGUGUCUCGACGUCCCUUCCUUUACUGCCCACAGAAUAACAUUGAGAUCUACAGGCCAGAAAAUUCUCAUAUUAUAGACAAGCAAGCCUCAGGACAGUGCCCUGUUCCUCAGACUUAUUUCAAUGAUUUGCCAAAGCCCUACUCCAUCAUUCCUCCUGGCCACCCAGCUAUCAGGAACGUACUUGAUUACUCUGCCUAUAGAAUGCACUUAAAUGCUAGCGAAGCUGUGACUCGAGUGAACCCAUUAACGGAGAGGCCGUGUCCCCGUCCUGCCCUGCCGCAAGUAGAUCGACCUCUGGAUUUUUCUUUGCGGCGGGAGCAGAGUGCAGUUUCCCACCGGGACCCUCACGGACCGUUUGGGAGUUUAGGGGCUUUCCAUCAAACGCAGUCUCAAGCCCAGCACAGGGUAGCUGCUGAAAGUCCCGCCUCGAGCUAUCCAGGUCAGGGCCGAGACAGCUUUCCAGCUAGUAGUGUCUGCGAUCACAUAGCUGCUUCCAGAUGCCCUGGCGAUACGUCCAAUAAAAAGCAGAGUUUACACAUUUCAGACAAACCAGCUAAUAGUGUUCCAUUAUCUAAAAGACCCAGAGAGGAAACUGAAAAUAUCUGUGAAGAUGAUAAUUUUUUGGAAAAAGUUCAGAAGUUAGAUAAGCGGCAGACUGAUGAGACGCAGGCACCUUCUUCGCCUCUAAUGCCAGUCAUUAACAAAGUUUUCAGCCUGGCCCCUUACAAAACAUAUCUAGAGGCUGCAGGUAUGUUGCUCCCAGCACAGGAUCCCAGUAUUUCAGAGCUGCCGGCUGACUCGGACCCACCUAAAUCCAAGUCAGAAGCACAAGGCAUGGAUUCGAAAGCAAAUUUAAGUCAAGAUGACCUUAAGACAAAAGCAGUCACAACGCCACCAGCUGUCUGCUGUGAUGCACCUGAAAUUCAAAGUUUAAAGGUGAAAGAAGAAAAACUGGAGGAAGAUGAGGCAUCAUGUCCGUCAGAAAUAGCCAAGAGCCCGAAUCCUGCAAUUAGCCACCAUGCUGCACAAGUCAAGAAAGAACCGGCAGAUUUGGAAUCAGCAGUGUGCGAUGCUGAAUGCAGCGCUGUUGUUAUAAAGACUGACAUUAAACCAGAAUACUUGACAGUGACACCAGAAUUAUCAGAACCCCCUAAGACCGAGCCUGGUGCAGGGGAUCGAGAAGAAACUGUACGCACUCAGAACACUGUUGCAAAGUCCUCUGACCUUCCAAAUAUGUUGCCUUCUAUAUCCCCAGCUCCAUUGCAAACACUGCAGAGCACAUUUUCCCUCAGUAAAAUCCCUCCUCAAUGCCUCAAACUGACAAGCUAUAACAUCGUUGUACCUGAAGUCCUCAGAAGCCCCAUGCCUCCCAUCCCCGAGGUCCUUCAAUCUCCUGCUGAGCCAAAAACAGCAAUAAGCAGUAGCAGACGUGCCCGCCAUCAGUUUAUGGAGCUCCACCAAUCACUCUGCGUGCUUGUGUCACGUUGUGUUUCUCAAACGUCUCGUCAGGAGCUCAGAAGUUGGUUAUCCAGAUUGGACCUUGUUUCUCCACCAACUAAAACCCAGAAGGUGUCGUGCCUUCUGGGUUCCAAGGCCAGGGAAGCGUGGCUGAGGGGUGACGAGACAAUGGCGGCGCUCCAAAAGGUUCUUAGCCAGCUAGAAAAGUACGUAAGGAGUCGUGAGUGCCCCUUUCUUCAUGUCAUUCGAGCAGGGGCAGUGUUCAUUCCCAUGCUGGUGGUGAAAGAGGCCCUGUUUCCUCAAGUGCAGGGCGCAUACAUAGACCAGGUCCUGCAGGAACAUCGGGUUGAGCUGCGUCCUACCACGCUUUCUGAAGAGAGGCAUCUGACUCAGCUCCACAGGCAGUCUUUUUCUUCUAGACUCAGGAGGCUCCUGUCCCUCAAACACCUCCCAGACAUGUAUCCAGAUGUCCUCAACCUCCUCUACUAUGCUAGUGUCUGCAAAUUCCUUGAUUCCACUCAUUCCACUCCUACAGAUGAUGUCCCAAAUAUUACUCAGGAAUAGAAUCCAUCUCCACGUUUAAGAAAGAAUGUGUGGAAUUAUCUGAUGAAAAUGAAAGUUCUUUAGAUGGGCUAGAGGUACGUGAUGUUUCCCUGAGGUCACACCCAUCCCAUACUGUAACGUGCAUGGAGAAUCACAAAGAAGCCUCAGGUCAGAAAAGUCUUGGAGGCAAAGGCAGAGUGAAGAGUGCCUGCAAGAGGGUGUUUUUACGGGACGACAGCUCCUCGUCAGAGGGCGAGUCUGCCGAGGAGUUCGAAAACUGGUGUCCCAUCUCUGUCGAGGAGGCGGGCUGGGAGAACAAUACGGCAGCCUACAGCGAUGAAGACAGUCACGUCGUGGUGAAGAUCGAGGAAGACACCGAGCCUGAGAAUUCCUGGGGGCGACCUUUGACCUCUGAUGACCUCUCGACCGAAAGCAGCGACGCCGAGGUGGAGGCGGUCUCGUGCUCCUACGCGCAGAGCCGGCUGCCUGGCGUCGGUGCGAGAACCGUUCCCACGAGGCGCGCGGGCAUGGUCCUGAAGCUGAGGAAAGUCUACUAUGGCGGACGCCGCCGGGGUCGACUGCCACACUACCAGAGAGUCACAGACCACCCCGAGGCUCAGGACAUGGCACAUAACCGGUAUGGGCAUCACCAGGGGAAAAAGACGACCCACAGAGGACACGCCCCCCAGUACAGAACACGCCUUGCGGCUAGAGACUCCUUCCCCGAAGCGUGUGGGUCUCGAUGUUGCCCUUAUCUCCCUGCCCAGCGGACGUCCAAGCACCGCAGAAGGCGGGGCUUGAGUCAGACCACCAGGAGCACCUACCCUGACCUGGUUGGCAAACGGAUCCGGCACUUGUAUGAGGAGAAUGAUAAAACAGAGGUGUGGUACAGGGGGGUGGUGUUGCGGGUCCACGAGCCCCACGCCAACCCACUCAAAACUGUGUUUGAGGUCAAAUAUGACAGCGAACCGGAGUGGCAGUACUACCUGGAGCUGCUUGUAGACUAUAAAAAAGGGUGGCUUAAAAUUGAGGACUGAUGUUGAGGCUGAGACUGUGAAGGCUUUUUUAUUUUUAUUAAUAAUAAUAAUAAAAUCUGGAUUAUUUGAAUAUGUGAAUAUGAGAAAUGGAUAGGUGUUAAACGAGAAAACCUCUUCAAUGCUUUUCUAUGCCUUGAUAAUACAUGAUCUUUUUUUUUUUUUUAAAUACAUGUUGUGUAACUUUCAAAAUACUUGCGUUUGAUUACUCUGACCCAAGCAUAUUUAAAGUUUUUAACAGCUGCUCUGUCAGUAGGUAAAGUGUUUUUA
Molecule: messenger RNA, 4593 nt
Organism: Electrophorus electricus (electric eel)
Lineage: Eukaryota; Metazoa; Chordata; Actinopteri; Gymnotiformes; Gymnotidae
Gene: prmt2ip
Product: chromosome 6 C15orf39 homolog
Source: RefSeq, a predicted model, not a curated record